AUGGCUCCACCCACAGCCGACCACCCCGAACCGGUGCCGCCGAGGAAACGGCGCCGCACUGCCCUGGCCUGUGAGGAGUGUCGCGACAGGAAGCGCAAGUGUGAUGGGGUCAAACCUAUAUGCGGAGCAUGCAAAGGCCGCUCUACGGCACAGUGCAUAUGGAAGCAGGAAAGGAACAGCAAGGGCUGGUGGAGCAACAGUUAUGUCCAGGAGCUCAAGAAUCGUAUCAGGGAGCUGGAGGAUACUCAGAGCAUGGUGAAUAUCACGGACGACCUAGUUGACUCGGCCAUCCCUCCAUCUGAUCGAGAAUUCGGCCCCCCUGUCUCGUUGGCCCCCCAUCUAGAAGCCUCUCCUACUUGUCAAGAUGUAGGCGACCACCACGAGGACGCACCCACUGAUCAGGGUACUCCCAUACGUGAAGAGAUUGGCUCACGCGGGACGAAUUCACUGGAGGUGCGCCAACCAGAAACUGCGUUGCCAUUGGCAUCCGCGGAAACAGCCCAUAUCGAACAUGCUUCAGAUCAAGCCUCUGUGCUGUGGGCUGGCAUGGACUUUGAUUCGGCUUCCAGGUUUACUCCUCCCACCAGAGAUUCUCUCGAAGAAAACGGCAGGUUGGAUAUAGCCGACCUGGAAGCGGGACAACCCGCAAUGAAUGCCAUGGGAGUUGUUAUCUCUCCACGUGGUACCACUACUCAACCAACAAGAAGAGGCGCGGAUUACUUUGGCCCCUCAAGCACGAUCAGUCUCCUUCGUGAGGUACGGAGUGCCAUGGGGCGACGAAAGUGCGGCCAUGGACCAUCUCUUCCCGGCAACCCGGAUCGCUGCUCAGCGUGCGAGCACAACGCCCUCUUGGUUGCAAGCGAACCAUCUCCGCCCUCAUCGGCCUGGCUCAAUCGGGGAUACGAGAGCGUUAAUCCUAUCUUUGGGAUGAGUCUCCCUCCAAGGCCGGCAGCGGAUCGUUUUGUCGACCUAUUCUGGACAAACAUGCACUCUCUCUACCCAUUCUUACAUUGGCCGUCCUUCCAUGACCGCUACCUCACACUCUGGAGCCCUCAGGUAAAUUUACAAGCCUAUGGAGCCACUGAUUCUUUGGAUGGGCCUGUGAACGUAUACUACAGUACCAUUGACGAUGGUCUAUUUCAUUGUAUGCUCAAUGUCGUCCUCGCUCUUGGCGUGCUCCACGACACCGGGAUCAGGCAGCAGGAACGCGAUGAGAUCAGCGAGACAUUCUUCAAGCGAGCAAAGACUCUCCUUGACCUCGACGCAUUAGAAAGUGGCAGUGUAGCUCUAGUGCAAGUUCUUCUUCUCAUGGGCCAAUACCUUCAGACCAGAGACAUAACAACCUCAUGUUGGAAUAUCGUAGGCAUGGCUAUUCGCGUCGCUCAAGGAAUGGGGCUACACCGCGAGCCUGAGGACUGGGAUCAAAACGGUUCUAGCAGCUAUCGAGCAUCAGAUCAACUCGAGGAGGAAAUGCGCAGACGCGCUUGGGCUGGGUGUGCUUUGCUCGACCGAAUUCUUUCCCUGACUUACGGACGCCCUCCCAUGAUACACGGUAGCAUCUCGCACGGCACAAUCGUCCUUCCAUCGGCAAUAGAUGACGAAUUGUUAAGUCGCGUUGCUGGUGCUCCGGGAUGCCAGCCAAGCGACACCCCAGGCCUUGUGGAAUGUUAUGUUCACGCACUUAAACUACAGGACAUCCUAGGCCAUGUUCUCACUUCCUUUUAUUACCAAGGCUCGGACAACGACACAGCAUCCUCCCCUACUCUUGACCGAAAGAUGAACAACGAGCCUGUCAGAUCGCGAAAGAACUGGAUCAGUGACGCCGGACUUCAAAAGCUGCUCGACGUAGAUCGCCAGCUCGAUACAUGGAACAAGGAUCUGCCAGCGCAUUUGCAAGUGCACAACUACUCAGAGGAAAAAUUAUUUCCGGGCAGUCCACGCUCCUUAAGGUCCAUCAUCUUUUGCCGGCAAGCCACAGUGCUCAAAGCGAGGUCUCUAUAUGUGCGUAUGAACCUGCUUAGACCUUCAUUGUCGGAGCUGUGCAAUUCUGUCAACAAGGUUGGCCUGCCGUCAACUCAGCCUGAUUCCAUAAGUACAAGUGUGCGCGAGAUCAUGCUGAUAAAGUCCGGAAAUCUGUGUGUGUCUGUUGCGCAAGAACUUGUUUCUCUGAUAACAGAAAACUCCCACUCCCGAGCCCAUUUCCUACCACCGCCAUGGUACAACGUACUUUAUAUCCACGGCUGUGCCCUCGUGCUUCUCUUGGGCUCUCUCUGUCUGCACAAAGUUAGCGACGUCGAGCAACACAGUCUAAUGGCCGACUGGGACCGCUGUUUGACCUUCCUUCGUGAGUAUCAGUCACAAAGUCAGUCUGCGCCGCGGUGCAUUAGACUUUUGGAACUUCUAGAACAAGAGGCCUCGAGCUACAGUAACGGUACGUCUUUGGAAGUUUUGCCCACGCCUACAUACUAA
Messenger RNA from Clonostachys byssicola, 2469 nucleotides. The record is from the annotation of a GenBank genome assembly. Lineage: Eukaryota; Fungi; Ascomycota; Sordariomycetes; Hypocreales; Bionectriaceae.